AUGACGGAGAAGGACCCGCUAGUCUUGUGGCAGUCCCUGAAGGACCGCUUCAGCCAGCAGCUGACCAUUGUGCUCCCCAGAGCACAACAAGACUGGAUCAACCUACGCUUCCAAGACUUCAAGUCUGUGGCAGCGUACAACUCCGCAUUGCACAGGAUUGUGACCAAACUGCGUCUAUGUGGCCAGAAGAUCAUUGACGCUGAUAUGAUCGAGAAGACCUUGUCCACCUUCCAACCCCGGCAACAUUUUGUGCCUGAAGCACAUGCUAAUGUUGCUAAGAGUUCUCGCAACCGCAAAAGGAGCCGAGGAAGGGGAAAGUGGAAGGGGAAGAAGGGUGCCAUGUUCAAGGUCAAAGGAAAGGGAAAGCCCAAGGGUAGGUUCGACCCUAAGAAGGAAAGAGGUGACCACAGUGGGGAAGAGCAAGGCGAUUGCUAUAGAUGUGGAGCAAAGGGGCAUUGGUCCCGUAAUUGCCGCACCCCCAAACACCUCGUUGACCUUUACCAGCAGAGCAAAAACAAGAGUAAAGGUCAACAUGAGUCCCACUUCCUCACUGAGCCUGAAGCUCGACCUGAGAAGCACGACGACGGGGUCGUCGGUGCAAGUGGAGACGUCCGAAUGGACGAGAGUGAGGACAACCAUCUUGAUGACUUUGAUAUAUUUGGAGACCUGCAGUAA
Messenger RNA from Sorghum bicolor (sorghum), 675 nucleotides. RefSeq lists its product as uncharacterized. Bases 1 to 675 code for a protein of 224 amino acids. Gene Ontology annotation, molecular function: nucleic acid binding; zinc ion binding. The transcript has 2 exons. NCBI's taxonomy places the organism in Eukaryota, Viridiplantae, Streptophyta, Magnoliopsida, Poales, Poaceae. The record is from RefSeq and is a predicted model, not a curated record.